Molecule: messenger RNA, 1321 nt
Organism: Trichogramma pretiosum
Lineage: Eukaryota; Metazoa; Arthropoda; Insecta; Hymenoptera; Trichogrammatidae
Product: serine/threonine-protein kinase nekl-2-like
Exons: 5
Coding region: 206-1141 (311 amino acids)
Biological process (GO): protein phosphorylation
Molecular function (GO): protein kinase activity; ATP binding
Source: RefSeq, a predicted model, not a curated record
UGUGCACGCGAAAGGACAAAAAGAUAUAAUGUUACCGUAAUGUAUAAGCUAUUUAAAAUGUAAACAAUCAAGAGGCACCUCGAGUGACCGCGAGGCGUCACGAAAUCUUGUUUUGUUUACCCAUCGUAAUUUUAUCCUCGCUUGCCAGUGCUCAUUGCCAUAUUAUACAUACUCGAGAACAAAAAGUGCGAAAAAUUAUCCCACAAUGGAGACAGGCAAUUUUGAUUUUGAAACUCUCUUGGGCGAAGGAAGUUUUGGUAAGGUUUACCUGGUGAAACGUCGCAAAGAUGGAAAGCCUUUCGUCAUAAAAGCUCAAGAGCAAAAUGCCCAAAACGAAAUAAUCAAUAAGAUGAUCAAGGCAGAAGUCGAGUGCAUGCAGAUACUGCGCCAUCCAAAUGUCGUAGCUUAUCACGGCGCCUGGAGCGAGUCAAGUAAAUUUUUCAUCCUCAUGGAGUACGCGACCAACGGCACUUUGAAAAAUCUCUUGGACAAGCAAAAGAGCCCCUUGACCGAGAACGACGCCAUGUACUUGUUCGCUCAAGUCGUUCUAGGAGUCAAUCACAUACACUCGAACAAUAUCUUGCAUCGAGAUUUGAAGCCGGACAACAUCAUGCUGACCGGUCGGAUGGGCGAUAUCGUGAAAAUCGGCGACUUUGGCCUCUCGAGGGACCUGCAGGAAAGCAACAUGAGCCACGCCGGCUCCUACUAUUACAUAGCCCCGGAGAUGCUGCAGAAGAAGCCGUACGACUUCAAAAGCGACAUUUGGAGCCUAGGCGUGAUCCUUCACGAGAUGCUGACGCUCGAUUUGGCUUUUCCAGCGACGAGUAUGGAAGAAAUCAUCGAGAUGAUUUGCCGAAACAAGCCGAGACUCUUUCAGAGGGAACAGCUGGACGUGUCGAAGGAGACGAAAAUCGUCGUUUGCAAGAUGUUGAUCAAGGAGCCGAGUCGCCGGCCGACCACCAAGCAGCUCAUUCUCUGCCCGUACCUGCUGCCCUUCGUCGCGAGGGUUUACUUGAAUCUCGGCCGGGCUUACUCGGUGCCCGAUGAGCUUUUCGAUCUCAAGAUCUUCCAGCCUUAUCUCAAGUCUUGCGAUAAAUCGAGCGAUCAAACAAAAGAUUAUAAUGACAAUAUUUGUACGUAGUUAAUAUUAUUUAUGUUAUUUAUAUGAUCGAGGUCGUUAUUCGUUGUUGAGCUAUUUUCGAUUUGUGUAUUUUACGGAGUAGUUGAAGCUGGCCUCGCCUCCGCUGGUCUCGCUGAAAAUUAACAAUACAGAAAGAAACGCGUGAUAAAUAAAUUGCAAUGUCAAUUGGCUAGAAAAAAA